AUGAUCAAGGGAGAUUCAGUGGAGGCUUUGGGCAACAAUAAAGGCUCGGGCCUGCAAAACAGGAGUUUUGCUGUGGAUGAUGGGGAGCAGAGCUCCAUAGCACAGUGGAAGCUUGAAGAUGUGAAGACAUGGAUAUGGCUGCAAAAGGCAAUCCACCCAGAAUUGGAAUAUGACAUUUGCUUCAGAAAGAAAUGGAAACUUAAGCUUCGAGUUUGAAUAUCAAUAAACAAAUGGGUAAAGGAGCUGAAGCAAAAAAGAAAAGAAGAACAGCGGCUACAUAAAGCAGCGGUCCGUGCAGCAAUAUCAGUUGCAGAGGUUGCAGCAGCAUUGGCAGCCAUUGCAGCAGAGAGCGCAGAACUAGAAAGCACAAAUGCUUUGAAAGAGAGUGCUGUAGCAUCUGCAGCUGCACUAGUAGCUGCACAGUGUGCCAAAGUAGCAGAAGCUGUGGGUGCAAAACAUGAUCAGCUCAAUUCCGCUAUAACUACAGCCAUGACAGUAAAAGACCCAACAAACAUCAUCACGCUCACAGCUGCUGCAGCAACCUCUUUAAGAGGUGCAGCAACACUUCGAAGCCGGGUAGAUUGCAAGGAGAAGAUAAAAAGCAAUACAAAUACACUUCCAUAUGAUGAGUUUGACUUCGGAAAAUGCAGGGAAUCACUGGCAAAGGGUGAAGAGCUCCUAGUGGAAAAUCCAGUUGGAAGUUACAGGUUGAGGUGGGUCUCCAUUGUUCAAAACAUUAAUGGCAAGGUCCUACUAAAAGUUACAAAAAUCAACAUUUUUAUGGCAUUUUCAAGCACAAAAGAAAGUAUUGUUUGCAGAAUGGACGAAAACAUCCAUGAAGAGCACAUUAAGGAGCCUAACAGCGUUCAUUCACUCAAAAUGACAACAAACAAGGGAAAAAUCAAAUUAUUAUUCGACAAUUAUUCACAAUACAAGAAAUGGACAAUGACUAUCAAUCAGAUGCUAAUUCUUUCCAUAACACUCAGCAAUUACUAA
This is a messenger RNA of Phalaenopsis equestris, 996 nucleotides long. Its product is annotated as VAN3-binding protein. NCBI's taxonomy places the organism in Eukaryota, Viridiplantae, Streptophyta, Magnoliopsida, Asparagales, Orchidaceae. The record is from RefSeq and is a predicted model, not a curated record. The transcript has 8 exons.